This is a messenger RNA of Alligator mississippiensis (American alligator), 939 nucleotides long. Its product is annotated as urokinase plasminogen activator surface receptor. The transcript is spliced from 9 exons. Lineage: Eukaryota; Metazoa; Chordata; Crocodylia; Alligatoridae. The record is from RefSeq and is a predicted model, not a curated record. The coding region runs from base 1 to 939 and encodes 312 amino acids.
AUGAUACCUUCCCUAUACACGGCCACACUCCUGGGGCUGCUGGUCACUACCUCUGGCCUGCGCUGCCCAAAAUGCUUGCGAUGGCAGGGGAACUGCCGGGGAGAGGUGGAGACGUGCGCGCCAGGACAGAACGUCUGUGUGAUCCAUGAACUCGACCUGAACAGAGUCAUGAGGGCCGCCGUACGGACGGGUUGCAUGCUUCUGCAGACCUGUAACCUGCUGCCCAGGGACAAUGCGGCCGGAUUGACCGGAUCCACCUUCUGCUGCACCACGGACCUGUGCACCAGCAAGAGCUACAUCCAUACGUCAGCCAGGCCCCCCGAGCAACUCCCGUGUCAAACCUGCGUGGGCAACGCCACCACCUGUGGCCCUGACAACCCAACUGUGUCCUGCUUAAGCCCCGAGGCCCAGUGUCUGCAGCUCUCCCGGGGGCUGCUGCCUGGGGAGCAGGGAGACACCGUGUACAAGGCUUGUGGGGAGCCAGGGCCCGCUGAGGAGCUGCUGGCCAUUGCUGCAGGGCCUGACCUGACCUAUGUGCAUGCACAGCGCUGCCGUGGGGCUGGCUGCAACAAUGGCUCCUUCGUUGAGGUGCCCCGGGGGAAGCCCAACGGCAAGCUGUGCUACAGCUGCCGGGAGACAGGAGAAGGUGAAUGUAACCACCAGCAGUUGCAGACCAUAACCUGUAUGGGGGCCAUGGACAUGUGCGUGAAAGCCCAAAGCACAGACCAGAACAACCCUGGGACCCUGCUCCGUGGCUGCGGCAGCCCUGACCUCUGCCGCCCCUGGCAGCCCCUGGCACGCCUCCUGCUGCCCUCGGACCCCCAGAUCCACUGCUGCAACCCCCAAGAGAUCGCCCUGCCCAACAUGAUGCAGGAAGACAGGGGUGAGGGUGAAUAUAUGCCCACCAUUGGCGUGGAUCUUAACAUAGCCACCUUGUGA